Molecule: messenger RNA, 497 nt
Organism: Cuscuta europaea
Lineage: Eukaryota; Viridiplantae; Streptophyta; Magnoliopsida; Solanales; Convolvulaceae
Source: the annotation of a GenBank genome assembly
AGGAUGAGUAUUUUGUUGAUGACACCAUGUACAAGUUGACCAUAAAAAAGAUGGGAAAGUUACAUCGGGACUUUAGAAACCGAUUGAGGACUGGCUUUUUUUAUAAGACACGACCAGUUGGACAGGAUAGUGGUGAAGCUUAUGUGAAGUAUAAAGGCAUUUUGACACAAGAUGUGUGGGAGGAUUUUAUCGCUAGGAGCAUGACUCCGGAGUUUCAGGAAUUAAGUGAUAAAAACAAACAAGCUGCGUUACUGAAUAUUUACCCUCACCAUAUGGGUCGCUCCGGAUAUGCACUUUCCAUACCGAAAUGGAAAGAUCAAGGAUUACUAGAUCAGUUUUUGACUACGUCUGAAGUGGAUUCCACAAAAUCUAGCGUAUCUUCUGAUGACAUUCCGAGACAUGUGAGUUGGUUUUGUGCUAGAUCUGGAUUGACAGCAGAUGGACAACUAGCUUUCCCGAGUAACACCGAAGCCAUGAAAAAGAAGAAAGAAAAACUU